AUGGCUGAAAAGUCUGGCCAAAUUCUCUCGACGCUCUUCUUGAUCCUAAUGUUUCUGAAUUUUUUGGGAAUGACAAGGCCUGAUGAAGUGUGCCCGUAUCCGUGUUAUCCGCCGCCCAUUGGCUCCGGCACUCCGAUAAUCACAACACAGCCGCCUCCGCCACCAUCCCAGGUUGUGUCAUACCCACCUCCAGCUGGAUACAACCCUACACCGGCAGGAUACGUACCAUAUUCCUCUCCACCACCCUAUGGCAAUUCACUUGGUUCCCCUCCCCCUCCUGACCCCAUAUUACCCUACUUCCCUUACUACUCCGGAAAACCACUUCAUCAGACCGACAACUCUGCAGCAACCACUCUUGGAAUUCGCUCAAUACUCAUCAUCAUCAUCGCCGUAGCUAAUUAUCUUCUUGUCUCUGUUUCUAUCUUUCCUUUCUAUGUACUUUAA
This is a messenger RNA of Juglans regia (Persian walnut), 444 nucleotides long. RefSeq names its product extensin-like. Lineage: Eukaryota; Viridiplantae; Streptophyta; Magnoliopsida; Fagales; Juglandaceae. The coding region runs from base 1 to 444 and encodes 147 amino acids. The transcript has a single exon. The record is from RefSeq and is a predicted model, not a curated record.